Messenger RNA from Aureococcus anophagefferens, 231 nucleotides. RefSeq lists its product as hypothetical. The transcript has a single exon. Gene Ontology annotation, molecular function: iron-sulfur cluster binding. The annotation marks the transcript as partial. The record is from RefSeq and is a predicted model, not a curated record. Gene Ontology annotation, biological process: iron-sulfur cluster assembly. NCBI's taxonomy places the organism in Eukaryota, Pelagophyceae, Pelagomonadales, Pelagomonadaceae.
UGCUCGGGCCUGUCCUACUCCAUGGACCUGUGCAAGACCGAGGACAUCGUGCCCGAGGAUCACGUGGAGCUCUGGGAGGACGACCUCAAGGUCGUCAUCGACGCCAAGUCCAUGCUCUACCUCUUCGGCCUCGAGCUCGGCUACUCCAACGAGCUCAUCGGCGGCGGCUUCAAGUUCAACAACCCGAACGCGGAGGAGUCCUGCGGCUGCGGGACGUCCUUCGGGAUCUAA